This is a messenger RNA of Drosophila virilis, 2073 nucleotides long. It is a transcript of the gene wa-cup, whose product is annotated as walker cup. Lineage: Eukaryota; Metazoa; Arthropoda; Insecta; Diptera; Drosophilidae. The record is from RefSeq and is a predicted model, not a curated record. Gene Ontology annotation, molecular function: protein binding.
AAUUAAUUUUAACAUUUUUUAAUUGUUAUUUUAUAUAGUUUUAAACGAUCUUUUAACCGUUUUUAAUACACUACCCCAAUUGCAAACACACGACAAUGUCUCAGAGCGCGGAACUAUACGCACCAUCCGCUGGAGUGCAAAAGCACCUGGAGCCAUGGCAAGUACUCAAGUGGACGGAUGGUCAACUGCGAGCCAUGUACACCGAUUGGGGCUCCUAUUUUGUUCAUAGGCAGAACCUACAUGCCGGUAGUCGAUACUUUGAUGCUGCGCUGGAAAUUGACCCAAAUGAUACGAAGGUACUGUUGAGGCGAAGUCAAAUCAAAAGAAAAGUGGCGCGGGCGCCGGAGGCACUGAUUGACUGUUUAAAAGCUAAAGAUACUUUAAAAAGAAAAAGUCGGUUUAAUUUCGAUCCAGAAAUCAAUUUGGAGAUUUGUGAUGCGCUUUAUGAAUCGAAUAAGUUUGAGGAUGCCAAGCGAAAUCUUCACUACAAUCUGAGGCUCUUUUGCUAUUCGCAAGCAAGGCCAUUGCUGAAUCGUUUGAGUGUGGUCAAUGGUAAUAUACAUGAUGCGCUUUCGGACGAAACAGCACCGGCAGUGCAUAUUCUUAUAGACAAAAUGACAACAGGUCUGGCCAAGCAGCCCACAUAUGUGAAGCCAGACUGUGAUGUGCUCAGCAUAUUGGAGAAGGAGGAAGAGUUUCUCUCACCGCUGGAGAAAAAGCGUCGCGAGCGACGCUUCAAGACCUAUAGUCAAGCUUAUCUAAACAAAUCCUGGAUGGAUGUUUCUUUUCUUAAGAGUUUACGUGAAAAUCCAAGCCUCUUAUUAAAAGAAUCCGUCGAGUCAACAAAGUAUUUAAAACGUCUAGCCAAUGAAAAAUACAAAACAGUUCGAACAUUUACAAAAAUGCUGCACGCCCGCUGCCCCAUGUACAGUAAACAUAUUAAGACGUAUCCGAACAACGAACUGUAUCUGAAAAAUCAGGAGGAGAACUUCUUUCGCAUACAAUAUCAAACGAGACGAAAUAUGUUCAAAAUAUUGCGAACUAUUCGAGCUCUGAUCAGCAAACAUGAGCUAAAGAAAUUAACGAAAUUUGUGGAUGAGGUCACGGGCGACUAUGUAACAAUCAAGACGCACCGCAUUAUGCCUUGGAAAUUUGAAUUCAUUAAUGAGGUCUACAACUACUUGGGUUUGGCCCGCAUUAAUGAAUACAAAAUUUCAAGCGCCCUAAAAACAUUAUCGGGACGAACACGUCUACUGAAUUUACUCAAGAUCCCAAUUGAACUGGGUACAGCCGCCAAUGUUAAACUCAAUAAUAUAAUGCAAAUUAAGCGAGAGCAGCUUGUUGAUCCCAAAGCAGAGAUAUUUAAACAACGUAUAGCUCGAUUUGAAAGCCGCAUGCGAUUUGCCAAGUAUCCUAUAGAACGCAGCUACUUGUACCAUGAAGCGGCUCAGGCGAAUCUCGAUAAUCAUUCUUUCGAUACUUGCUGCUUGCUGGCUCGCAAAUCCAUGGAUGAAGCAAUCAAGGGCAAUAGCUACGUAUGGGCCGCUUUGAGCGCACUAAUCGCCUGCAAAGCGCAUACGGUGCUGGGCAAAGUUGAGAGGCAGAAGGAAAUGUUAACUAUAGCCUUUAAAUAUGCCAAACGUCUGAAAAACAUUGAUCUCAUCCUGUUCAUAGACAUUUGUCUGAAGGUAAAUAGCGAGGAAAUGGAGCUCAAGAAGGCGCUAAUUGCCUCCGAGGGCAGCGGUAAGCGCAGAGUGCGCCGCUCUUUAACGAGUCUCGACGCGUCAAUUGAUAAUUCUCCUGUCAGAAAUUCCAAAGCAAUGAUACAUGAAGUAGGUGAGGACCAGUUAGAAGAAUGAUUGAAAAAUGUCGGUGUGUUUUUAUUUUAUUUGCAGCCGCAAUGCAGCUGCCAUUUAGGGAUGUCCGAAAGUUUUAACUUUUCGGAAAAACUUAAAGUGAGGUUUUCCUUUCAGUCAAAGUCAAAGUUUGCUAAAGAAAAAAUACUGCAAAAAAAAAAGAACAUUAAAGCCUGUUGGCCAUUCAAUCACUGCAAGUGCUACAACAACAACAACA